Aspergillus melleus is the source of this 294-nucleotide messenger RNA. It is a transcript of the gene MRP10, whose product is annotated as mitochondrial 37S ribosomal protein mS37. NCBI's taxonomy places the organism in Eukaryota, Fungi, Ascomycota, Eurotiomycetes, Eurotiales, Aspergillaceae. Gene Ontology annotation, biological process: mitochondrial translation. The coding region runs from base 1 to 294 and encodes 97 amino acids. Gene Ontology annotation, molecular function: structural constituent of ribosome. Gene Ontology annotation, cellular component: mitochondrial small ribosomal subunit. The transcript is spliced from 3 exons. The record is from RefSeq and is a predicted model, not a curated record.
AUGCCUCCUAAAGGUGCCUCGACCAAACUCAACCCCGUCCGGUUGCAGACCAUCCCUCACCUGCGAAUCCGCCAUCCGAACAAGAAUGAGGGCAAUCCCUGCCUGACGGUGAUGUCGUCGAUGCUGAGCUGCUGGGCUUCUUCCGGCUACACCUCGGAGGGCUGCUUUGCUCUCGAACAGCAACUGAGACAAUGCAUGGACGCACCGAAAAAGAAGAAGUCCGGCAUGAACACCAUCAACUACCACCUCAUGAGAAUGUACCCCAAGGUUGUUGGACCGAAGAAGAAGAACUAG